AUGCAGAAAAGAGCAAGGAUAUUGGACAAUAAAAACAUGAAAAGACUGCACAUUAACCGACGCGGCAGGUCCGAUAUUAAUCAGAGGUUCGCAUCUUGCCGAAAAAAAAGAGCCGAACCUUGUUUUAUUUUCAGUGGAACGCCGUCAUUUUUGUACGUUCGAAUGCUGCUCACGUGGAUGUCGAUGGUCGUGCUGGAUGCGGUGACCGGCUUCCGAUUCGAGUUGCUGUGGCCGAUGUGGCUGCUGCUGCGCGCGAUCGCCGAGUCGAUUCAGAUGAGAAAUCAGCACUGCGUCACCACGAUCGCCAGUCCGGCCGCAGCGGUAUGCACUUCUUCUGAAUGAGGCUAAUCACGCUCUAUCGCUCAUGUCGCAACUUUUGAGCAGCAUUUGCGUAACUUUCACGCAACUUCAGAAGAAAAGUUGUGUAAUGUUUGCGUAAAAGUGUUUUUCUCCGAAGAUUUUCAUCGAACAUUCGGAAUAUUCAGGCGUUGGUUGAUUUUCGACAAGUCGGGGUAAAAAUUGGUGAUAAACCAGUUGAGCCGCCUGAUUAGCGCAUUCCUUCGCACAGACGAAAUCAGAAAGUUUUGCAGAAGGUGUCAAUACUGUUCGUGUGCAUGACGGCCACUUCGGACCUCAUUUGUUACCUGUUCAUACCGUUCCGAAUGCUCAUUUUUCUGGCGACGACGUACGUCUGGAUGAAUGUUUACUGUCACGCACAAGGCGGAUUCCUCAGGACAAUCGCCACGUUAUACGGUUCGUCGGAAAGUGAAAGGGGGUGUGAAGGCCGAUUAAAGAGCAGAUUAUGGGUGUUCUCAAAGCUGUUGUUUAUCAGUGGGAAGAAAUUCGGAGAAAACGAAAAUAAAUUUAAUUUUCCAGGCGGCGAGCGGUCACAAUCGUGGGCGAUUCUAUUCAUCAUGUCGUUUAUAGUCGCAUUCGAAUUGUUCGUCAGGAUUCGGUUAGUAUUUUACUCGAUUUCUUGCCUAGCACUUACCAUCUUCUUGACAAGCUUCUUUUUUAGAAUCACAAAGUUCGACUAUAUAUUUUUGUUCAGAAGUCAUCCCCUCCUUCUGAGCAUCUUCCCAAUAUGUGAGUAUUUAAUUUCGGACCAAUCAUCCGAUGGUCUCUGUUUCAGUUUCAAUAACAGAAUGGGCUGGAAUCCCGCCGAUCUGGCCACGCAGUCUCAACAAGAUGUUCGCGUCGCACUGCAUCGGCUAUCCGAUCGUUCUGGUCACAGUUUCAUUACACUAUUAUUUGAAGUGAGUUCUCGCUCCAUUGAACUCGCCGCUCAAAUAUUCGUUCAGUGAAUGGAAGUUGCGACGGAAACAGGGCGACGUGUCGAAUAGGAACGAGCAACUUUUCCGGAUACUCGUCGAGAGUCUUCCGGCCGAAUACGAAGGUCCCAAGGACUACACGGCUUCGAGUUGUCUAGACGAAAACGGCGAAAUGUACUACCUGGACCCGCUGCCGAGUUCACAGCCGAUGCAGGCGAUCGCAGCCGCACCGCCGACAGCGACGCCGCCGACAAAAAAGAACGGAAGUGUGCACAAGAUGGCGUCGUCGAAAAAGAAGAAGAACGGGGCGUACAAUUCGACGCCGCCGAACGACAAGAAGAAGGGAAAAUCGAUACGAAGCGAGGCGGAUUUAGACGACAACGACGACUCGGACGCCGACGACUACUCGUGGCGCGAGGACGACAAGAAGGGCGGCGUAUGGAUUAUUCGCACGCUUUUCGAUGUCAUCGCCUGGGCGUUUUGCGUGCUUUUCACUGUGAGUUCCCGUGGUCACAUACAAAUUUAAGUCAGAACCGACUUUUCUUUUUUCUUCUCCCCUUAUGAACCCGUCAAACUACCAGCUAUCAAUGAUCUAGUGCUCAAAAUGACUUGAUUCUUGCAACGAGAAAUUGGAAAACCGUCAUUUUUAUUAAAAACAUCUGAGCAACACAGUCUGAUUCCAGGGCGUAUCAUCAGCAGCAACACACAAGAAAUCACCACCUCCACCUCCGCCAGCACCGCGACGGUUGACAGAAGAGGAAGACGAAGAGGAAUCGACACUCGGCGAUGAAGUUCUGUUCGAGAAAAAGAACGGACGGACGGACUCUUUGACGGUGACGACGACGAAGAGCCGCGCGAAUACGAUGCCGUCGUCGACGCGGACUCAGAACAACAAUCAGAACAAGGCAAAGAACGGGAAGCCGAGCCAUCAUCACCAUCAGAACAACCAUCAGAAGACGAACGGACAGGCAAACGGACACGCGAGAACGACGGCGGCAACGGCGAUUCGGGACAGUUCACAUGACACGAAUGCGAGCAAUGAAGCUGAUAUUCGGAGGUAUUCAUAGUUUAUCACCUGCUUAUUCAAAUGACUGAUUUUGCAGCAUGACGCGAGAGCUGGAGACUCUCCGCGCGGAGCUUUCGUCGCGUCGGAGCCUCGAAGACGACUUCAGACUGCAGAUUUCAAUGCGCGAAUCGAACGAAUCCCGCCUUUCGCAGCAGUUGUCGAACAUGAAACUAAAGGUAGAGCAGAUGGAGAUAAAAUGCUCGACGCUCGAACGGCAUCGUGAAUCGGACAAAUCGCAGUUGGAGCAGGCGGAGCGGAAGUACGCGGACAUUCUCGGAAAGAAAACGGAGAUCGAGGCGACGUUGAGUGCGGAGCGGAAGGCGCGCAACGAAAGCGCCGGCAAGAAGAUCGACGUGGCCGAGCACCAGCGGGAACGCGAGCGACAACUCGAAUCGGAGAUCGACAAACUGCGCGCUGAGCUCAAAUCGAAAGAGGAGUCGGCGUUGCGGACGGAGAGCGAGCUGAGCAGUCUGCGCAACUACAAAGAAGAGAACGACAUCGAGGCGAUCAACAUGGAACUGCGGCUGGUGCGCGAGAAAUCGCAGCAGAUGGAGGAGUCGUUGGCCGGAGAGAACAAGCUGAAGCAGUCGCUUUUCAAGUGUCUCGGCGACGCGCGCGAUACUAUCAAACAGCUCGAGAAGCAGAUUGUCGAUUUGAGGGGAAAGGGCGGGAGUGCGAAGGACGAGCCGCUGAUGAUGAACGGACACGCGGCGGAGACGAACAAUGAUAACGAUACGGUGAGAAGAAUCAAGAAUGAGGCGGGUUUCUAUCGUGAAGAUGAGGUUUAUACGUUGAAAAUUCACAAAAAGUCAUUUUUCGGAAGAUUUUUCGAACAUGAAACAUUUGAAUAAUCUCAGUCACAUAGUGUCCGAAAACCGUGGAAGAUGCAUAAAAUCCUAUAACAUACCCUGUGUCAGACCGCUUCCGACCAAUCGUCACCAAACCAGCACUCGGCGAUGGCCUCCCCGGUCCCGUCCGCCAAAAUGCCGCUCACCGUGAACGUCUCCAACCGCGGCGGAUCGCCCCCGUUCGAGAAGAUCUCUCCCCCGAUGGCCGCGAUGAUGCUCGGCGCCCAACCACCCCCGGACUACCUGGCUGCUGUCGGAGCAGCGGCAGCAGCAGCAGCCGUGGCCGCGCAGAAGCAGGCGUGCGGGUACUCCACCAUCAGGUGAGUGCCAUUUCGAAGAGAGCCAUCCGAAAUGAACGCCUUUUCUGCAGAUACAACGAAUUCAAGCACAUGCCGACCGGAGAGCACCGUCUGUUCGACACCGGACCGUUGGCGCACUCGGCACCCUCGCCCACCGGCUCGAACCCGGACGACGACUUUCUGCUGAGCAACAAGGGAAAGUUCGGCGCUCCGUCGAAUCCGGCCACUCGUCUCGCCUGA
This is a messenger RNA of Caenorhabditis sp. 36 PRJEB53466, 3724 nucleotides long. The record is from the annotation of a GenBank genome assembly. Lineage: Eukaryota; Metazoa; Nematoda; Chromadorea; Rhabditida; Rhabditidae.